CAACAACAACAACAACAAGAAGCAGAUCCUUGCCAUAGUAUUGAUUUUAAGUGAAAAAUUAAAGAUAAAAGAAAAAGGACGACAUACACCAGUUUUUUCCAUUCUACAAAAAAGUACAAGCAGGAGCAAAGAAUAUACAUACCAGUUUAACAUCAGUGUUUGCCAGAAAAGUGAUUGUGAUUGUGCUUUGUGAUUGUGACGAAAAGAACACUUUAUUCUGUUCUCCAUGUUUACUGUUUGGUGGAGACUCCUCAUGGAAGAGAAGUGGCGUGACUGACUUAAGGCAUUUACCACAAAAAGUAAUGAAACAUGAGCAGUCAUUCAAGCAUAUAAAUAACGUUAUUGAUUUGUCAGUGUUGGGUAAAGUGAAUGUUGCAGCUCAGCUAGCAACGUCUCCACCAGCAGGACUGUGAUGACUUCUAUGGAUAAAGUGAAGCAAGAGGAAGACUUCCCAUAUUAUUUGGAAAUUUUUGAUUCAAUUAAAGAGGAAGACUCAGUUAUGGAGGCGCCUUCCCACACCAUCAAUGUCUGGACUGGCUUACACUACAAUAAUGCCAAUAACAUUAUUGAUGAAAACCUUAAAGUAAAGGAGGAGUUUGUCAAAGAAGAGUUUUAUGAAGAAGAAAUUAUAAGGAAUGGAGAUAUGACCUCAACUGUCUUGAAACAUAAGAGUUUUUUACCUAACUCUGAGGGUAAUAAUGCAGAAAAUUCACACAAAAAAGGUGAAGAGAAACAAGGAGAAAAUCUUCAGUGUGGGUUGGAAAUUUCAAAACCUGUUAGUAACUCAGUUAAAUAUUUACAAAGUAUUAACUUUUCACAGUUGAUUUUAAGUGAAAAAGUAAAGAUAAAAGAAAAAGGACGACAUACACCAGUUUUAUCAAUUCUACAAAAAAGUACAAGCAGGAGCAAAGAAUAUACACGUCAGUUUUGUGUCAGUGUUUACCAGAAAAGUGAAUGGCUUUGUGGGUGUGACAAAAAGAAUGCUUUAUUCUGUUUUCCAUGUUUACUAUUUGGUGGAGACUCUUCAUGGACAAAAAUUGGCGUGACUGACUUAAGGCAUUUACCACAAAAAGUAAUGAAACAUGAGCAGUCAUCCAAGCAUAUAAAUAACGUUAUUGAUUUGUCAAUGCUUGGUAAAGUGAACAUUGCAGCUCAAAUUGAUUCAGCAUACAAGAUUUCAAUAGCGAAACACAAUGAAGAGGUUGAAAAAAACAGAAAUGUAUUGUCCAAAAUUAUAAACUGCAUAAAAUUCUGUGGCAAAUUUGAGCUCCCUCUCAGAGGACAUGAUGAAACCUCAAGCUCCAAAAAUCCAGGUGUAUUUCGAGGCCUAGUUGAUUUUGCCUGUAGUUUGGAUUCUAGCUUAGAUGCUCAUAUACAUAAUGCUGCAGUGUUUAAAGGAACAUCAAAAUCAAUACAUAAUGAACUUUUAGAGUCUAUGUUAGAAAUUUGCAAAAACAAAAUCAAGGAAGAAGUGAAGAAUGCUGAAUACUUGGCAGUUAUGUGUGAUGAAACAAUGGAUAGUUAUGACAAAACACAAAUGGUGAUUGUUCUAAGGUACGAGCUAACAAGCUCAUUGCUCAAACUUACGAUGGUUGCAGCUGUGUUAAGUGGUGUCAACAAAGGUGUGCAAAAUAAAGUAAGAGAAGUGUAUACCAAUGCUCACUUUAUACACUGUUAUGGGGCACCAACUGAACUUUAUUCUUCAGCAGGUGACAUCGCAGAAUACUAA
Messenger RNA from Cherax quadricarinatus, 1729 nucleotides. Lineage: Eukaryota; Metazoa; Arthropoda; Malacostraca; Decapoda; Parastacidae. The record is from RefSeq and is a predicted model, not a curated record.